GAUUUGAGCAAGGAUUGGACUUCUGGACCUUCACCAGACCAAUUACAUUUUAUUCCCAUGAAGUAUAAGAUUAAUUCUCGGUUUACAAAUUUUAAGUUGUACCUUUAUGUCAAUGAACAUAAUAUUAUAAAUGAUCCAAUGGACAUAGGCGAAAAUA
Racocetra persica is the source of this 157-nucleotide messenger RNA. The record is from the annotation of a GenBank genome assembly. Lineage: Eukaryota; Fungi; Glomeromycota; Glomeromycetes; Diversisporales; Gigasporaceae.